Molecule: messenger RNA, 2004 nt
Organism: Dentiscutata erythropus
Lineage: Eukaryota; Fungi; Glomeromycota; Glomeromycetes; Diversisporales; Gigasporaceae
Source: the annotation of a GenBank genome assembly
AUGAAUGGUGAUAUUAAAAGUGAGGCUGAAAAUGAACCCGAAAGUGAUGUCAAAAGUAUUGCAGAAAACGACAAAGAUGUCAUGUCAAAUGGAAAACCUUUAAUUGAAAAUAUAGAUCGGUUGAAAGAACAUUUGAAAGUUUUAUCUAUUAAUAGCUUUGACCACUCACAAUUCAAUGAAAACUAUAUAAUUGGAUCGGGUGGAUCCGCAACCGUUAUCAGUGCCUCCCUCGGAGAGCAAAAAUACGCAUUGAAAAGAAUGAAUAAUAAUAUUUGUCUUAACGAUAUAACAUUUAAUAAAUUAGUUCGUGAGAAUAUUUUAACUGAACUUAGGAGGCUAUCUACAGAUGAAUCUACAAAGUACAUAACAAAUAAUAUUAUUGACUUUACAUCAGACAAUCACAAUAAAACUUCUCAGCAAGCCAUUUCUUCCGAACAAACAAAAACCACCAAACCACAAGACAAUGAUGUAUUCGAUAGCCAAGGUCUAAAUGGUCUAAAUGAUCACGAAAAAACUACUCUGCAAGCCAUUUCCUCCGAACAAACAAAAACUAUCAAACCGCAUGAUAAUGAUGUAUUCGAUAUUCAAGGUUUAAAUGAUCACGUUAAAACUUCUGUGCAAGUCAUUUCUUCCGAACAAACAAAAACUAUCAAACCACAAGACAAUGAUGUAUUCGAUAGUCAAAGUCUAAAUGAUCACGAUAAGCAAGCCAUUUCUUCUGAACAAACAAAAACUAUUAAACCGCAAGACAAUGAUGUACUCGAUAUUCAAGGUUUAAAUGAUCACGAUAAAACUUCUCUGCAAGCCAUUUCCUCCGAACAAACAAAAACUAUCAAACCGCAUGACAAUGGUGUAUUCGAUAGUCAAGGUCCAAAUGAUCCCGAUAAAACUUCUUUGCAAGCAAUUUCUUCCGAACAAACAAAAACUAUCAAACCGCAAGAAAAUUAUGUAUUCGAUAGUCAAGGUCUAAAUUAUAAUCAGCUGCUUGAUCUACGUCUAAGUGACAGUGAUAACAAAAAGAUAAUAAAUGAGAUUAAAAGCAAUUCAAUAAAAAUCUUUAAUUAUUCUGAAUUUAGUAAUCGUGAAAUGAUUGGAGCUGGAUCAUCUGCAAAAGUGUUUUCGGCAGUUUUUCAAGGAAAAAUGCGUGCAUUAAAGUAUUUGAACAAAAUUUGCUUAGAUAACUAUAAAGGUAUCAAAGCAAUGAUCCGUGAGUUUAAGAUUCUUCGUAAAACUAAUCAUUCAAAUAUCAUCGAAUUCUAUGGGAUUUUUAGAGAUCCCAAAACAUGUGAAUUUGUGAUGGUGUUGCAAUUGGCAGAAAAUGGAAACCUACGUACAUAUUUAAAAGGAAAACAAUUAGAUGGAAUUUUCAAAAUCUCAUAUUAUGAUGCUGGUGACCGAGAAAAAAUUAUUCCUAAUACACCGAAAAAUUAUACAGACCUUUUCACAAAAUGCUGGUCUUUUAAACCAGAUCAACGUCCAGUUAUAAGCAAAGUUUUAGAAGCUUUAGAUUUUAUUGAAAUUUCAAAAUCAACUAUCGGAUCUGAUUUGAUUUCAAAUUAUAUUGGAGAUUCUCGACACAACAAAGUUAGUGUAGAGAAUAAGGAUUCAUACUUGAGUUCUUAUCAAUCAAGUGAAACAUUGAUCACAAGUUAUAAUGGUACCGUUUAUCCGCCAAAAGGGCAUUUAUUCGAUGACUUAUGGAGAAUUUUUUUCGAUUCAACGAGCCGUGGAAUUGAAUUUUCACAAAUUUCAAAAAUGUUAGCAGACUAUAUCGUUAAAUGUAAUCAAACAGAAAAAACCGUAUUUACUGAUCUUAAUCAACGCCAGACUCUCGAUUCAAAUUUGCAAUGUCUUUUUGGAUUUAGUUAUUUUAUGGGAAUUGGUACUGAACCAUAUAAUAACUCUGCAUUCAAUAUGUUUGAAAAAUAUGGCUAUGGAACCGCAAAAGAUCCAAAACAAGCUUUAACAUGGUAUCAAAAAUCCAAGAAAGAAUGUUCAAGAUCC